UUCCUGGGGAUAUUAUCCUCCAAAUAUACCCACCCUACUGGAUGCUAAUAGUCCGCCGCAGUUGUUCCAGCCGACGCAGGCCAUGCCUCUGCUGAGCCCUAAUUCCCUUCUCUCGUCCCCUCACAUCGCAACCAUAAAUAGCGUUAGGUUUUUUCCCACAGGCCGGUCGGGGCUUCUCAAUCCGACGACACUUCAUCGAUUCUACUCUUCGCGUCUCUCCUGGCAGGCAUCGUCUCCGAUGGCUACUCCCUCAUCGCAAGACAACGGCGGCGUUCCUGGCGUGGCGGCCUCAAAAUCAUCUGGUUUUAUUAUAUCCCAGAACGGCGUUCCUGGAUCGAGCAUGGAGUCAUUUUUUUUUUUUUUUUCAUGUGUGAUUUUGUCUUUACUCAAUAAGUGGUUGGCAUUUGCAGCAGAUCGGAUUGGAGAAAUCAAAAGAAUUACCAAGGAGACUAACGUACAUGUAAAUAUAAACUUGGAUGGCUCAGGUGUCAGUGAAUGUAGUACUGGGAUUCCUUUUUUGGAUCACAUGUUGGAUCAACUAGCAUCACAUGGAUUAUUUGAUGUGCAUGUAAGGGCUACAGGUGACAUCCAUAUUGAUGACCAUCAUACAAACGAAGAUGUUGCUCUUGCAAUUGGAACGGCACUACUUCAGGCACUUGGAGACAGGAAGGGAAUUUGUAGAUUUGGGCAUAUUGCCGUACCGCUUGAUGAAGCUGCUGUCGAAGUGAUAUUGGAUUUAUCCGGUCGUCCUCACUUGAGUUGUGAUUUAACCAUCCCAACUGAAAGAGUCGGAACAUAUGACACACAGCUAGUGGAGCACUUCUUUCAAUCACUCGUGAACACUUCUGGGAUGACCCUCCAUAUUCGUCAGCUUGCUGGUAAAAAUUCUCACCAUAUUAUUGAAGCUACUUUUAAGGCUUUUGCAAGAGCUCUUCGUCAAGCAGUAGAAUAUGACUUGCGUCGAGGAGGGAGUGUCCCGAGCUCCAAAGGGGUCCUUUCACGUUCCUAAGGCAUAAGUUUUGUUUGGUGUUGACCAUGAGAGGUAUUCGCUGUUUGCGACACAAGUGAUUUGAAUAAAUUGCUCCGAAUACCGUCCUAUCACUUAAGUAUGUUUGAAUAGAAGAAUAGCAACAUCUACUGUCUCUCUAUUAUUAUUAUUAUUAUUAUUUUUAACUGAAACCUAUUCCUCACUAUGUUUCUCUGGAUGAUUACUAUGGGUGUAAGAGUAUUGAAGUCAUGAUGGAUAGUUAUUUCUCAUGUUUUAUCCCUAA
Molecule: messenger RNA, 1271 nt
Organism: Zingiber officinale
Lineage: Eukaryota; Viridiplantae; Streptophyta; Magnoliopsida; Zingiberales; Zingiberaceae
Product: imidazoleglycerol-phosphate dehydratase 2, chloroplastic-like
Exons: 7
Coding region: 83-1009 (308 amino acids)
Biological process (GO): L-histidine biosynthetic process
Molecular function (GO): imidazoleglycerol-phosphate dehydratase activity
Source: RefSeq, a predicted model, not a curated record